Opisthocomus hoazin is the source of this 1734-nucleotide messenger RNA. NCBI's taxonomy places the organism in Eukaryota, Metazoa, Chordata, Aves, Opisthocomiformes, Opisthocomidae. The record is from RefSeq and is a predicted model, not a curated record.
AUGGCGUUUAUUGGGCCCACCUUUCCGUACAGCGCGGCAUCUUCCGACCGCCGGGCCCGGACUUAUGUACACGCUCUGCAUGGCCUCCUGUCGUCUGCUUGCUUUGGUACAGUGCGGCGGGCAGCGCGGUGCUGCGGGCUGAAGGAAGCAGGAGAGAACGAGGAGUGGACAUUGUAUUGGACGGACCACUCGGUCUCCCUGGAGCGCGUCAUGGAGAUGAAGCGGUUUCAGAAAAUCAACCAUUUUCCAGGCAUGAUAGAGAUCUGCCGUAAGGACCUGUUGGCUCGCAACCUGAACCGCAUGCUCAGGCUCUUCCCCGAGGAGUACAAUAUAUUUCCCCGCACUUGGUGCCUGCCAGCUGACUACGGAGGUUUCCAGAGCUACAGACGCACAAGGAAAAACAGAACGUACAUCUGCAAGCCAGAGAGCGGCUGCCAAGGGAGAGGUAUCUUCAUAACACGUAAUCCAGAGGAGAUCAAACACGGAGAGCACCUGAUCUGUCAGCAGUAUAUCUCUAAGCCUUUCCUUAUUGACGGCUUUAAAUUUGACAUGCGUAUCUAUGUGCUGGUCACGUCUUGUGACCCGCUGAGGAUUUUUGUCUACAAGGAGGGCCUGGCCCGGUUUGCCACCACGAGGUACAUCGAUCCCAGCAGCAGCAGCAGCCUGGAUGAUAUCUGCAUGCAUUUGACCAAUUAUGCUAUCAACAAGCGUAAUGAAAACUUCAUCCAGGAUGACACGAUGGGCAGUAAGAGGAAACUGUCCACCCUGAAUGCCUGGAUGACGGAAAACAGCUACAACACAACAAAACUCUGGGAAGAUAUUGACGACGUUAUUAUAAAGACUCUUAUUUCAGCUCACCCUGUUGUGAAGCACAAUUACCAAAGCUGCUUUCCGAACCACACUGCCAGCUGUGCCUGCUUUGAGAUUCUGGGUUUUGAUAUUUUGCUGGACAGAAAGUUGAAGCCGUGGCUGCUAGAGGUGAACCACUCUCCCAGCUUCACCACGGAGUCUCGCCUAGACCACGAGGUGAAGGAUGCCCUUCUCUGUGAUACCAUCAACCUGAUCAAUGUGCAUGCCUGUAACAAAAGGAAGGUGCUCAGGGAAGACAAGCAGCGGGCAAAGGAACGGCUCCUCCAGGCCCAUCAGACUCUCCGUGCAUCCAGGCGCGAGGAGUCGGAGAACAACCAGGCUGCCUGGCUGUCUCAGGCAGAGCAGUACGAGAACUCGCACCUGGGCGGGUACCGGCGCAUUUAUCCGGCGUGCGGAACAGAGAAGUACGAGCCGUUCUUCAAGCAGAGUGCCUCGCUCUUCCAGGAAACGGCGGCGUCCAAAGCCCGAGAGGCGUGUGCCAGGCAGCAACUGGAGGAAAUUCGCCUGAAAAAAGAAAAGUUGGAAGCUGUUACCAGGAAGAAGAAAACGCAGAGGAAAGAGGAGCUGCAUGGAGAGUCAGCUGGCCACAAACCCCAGAUCCAUUGUAAAACCACAGCUCCUACAGCCCGCCUCGCCUAUAGAAGCACCCGGAUGUGGGACAGAAAGCUACAGCGCCUGCAGUACGACUCUAUGCAACCCCAGGAUAUUGUGGAAGACGAGGAGAAGAAAAGAGUGAAUGCUCUGCUGCAGCGCGAGAACCUUAUCCGAGGCCUGGGCAUCAUAGAUCAGCUCUCCCAGCUGCUCCCCACAACUGGCAGGCCAGCUGACGCCCCAGGACCCUGCGCCGUUAUCCCCGAGAGCCAG